UAGGAAGGCAGCCAAAAAUGAAGAAAUAUGUAAGAGUAGUAUUAUUGUUGGUUCUCAUUUUGCUAAAUCUCCACCAUUGCCCUCCUCAUGCCAGUGCUGCAAAUACCAAUGCACCCCUCCCUAUUUCAGGUAAUAAAGCGGAGAAUGAAGAAGAAUCGGUAGCGGUGGUUAGCCACCGAGUCGGCAAAACUGCUCGGCAACAUGAAACAUGACAACGGAUGCCGUGACGUACUCAAAGGAGGCAACCACGGGCGAGAACGGGUUCUACACUAUAGACGUAGAGGGAGAAUUCGGCGACGACAUUUGCGACGUGACGGCGCUGAAGAGCUCUCGCGAGGACUGCAAGGACACACGUGGUCGGGUGGACAAGUCACAAAUUGUCAUCAGCAACAAUGCCGGAAUGCACAACACCGUCAGAUAUGCAAACCCGUUGUUUUUCACAACCGAAAAGGCUUCCCCACAAUGUGCCCAAGUGCUCAAGGAGAUGGAUUAUGUUCCUAUCGAUAAAAUAAUGUGAUCAUGUUAUAAUUAGUAUGAUCAACUCAUAACUCAGCCUUUGCCCCUGAUUAGUUAAUGUCAGUUGUAUUGUGUUGCUCUAACCCUUAUUUAAUUCUCUUGCAUAUCAAUCAUGUCAUUGUUACCAAAAAAUAAUAAAGUUCAAAUGAAUGAAUAAUGAAACAUCUCCUUGGUG
Molecule: messenger RNA, 691 nt
Organism: Cuscuta campestris
Lineage: Eukaryota; Viridiplantae; Streptophyta; Magnoliopsida; Solanales; Convolvulaceae
Source: the annotation of a GenBank genome assembly